AUGUUGUCUGAUGCAAGGGAAGAGCAGCUCAAGAAUCGCGGGUUGAAGCGAACCAUUCAACGGAUGCGGCCAAAUUUGGUGAGAAAAGUUGAGAUGAAAGGCGGGUUGCUGCGAUGUGGAAAGGCGUGCAGGCUGCGUUGGAUGAAUUACCUUCGUGGCAAUAGGUGGUCGUUGAUAGCAGGCCGCAUUCCUGGUCGAACGGACAAUGAGAUUAUAAAUCACUGCAACUCUCAUUUGAGCAAACGGGUUGAGGAGACCAAAAUCCAGGCUGCUCAUAAACAGCCAAGCUCUCAGGGUAAUAAUAGUUUUCCAAUUUCUCAAAUUGAAGAAGUUUACAAUGCGAGAGCAUAUGCUUCGCAAGGCUCUGUCUUAAGGGCAUUUUUAGCCCCUGCAACCGGCAAAAGAGCAUGGCAAGUGUAUGCUCUUUCAAAUUCUCAUCUACAUCUCUUGGAGACCUUUCCAACGAGAUCAACGGCUCGUAGUUUUGAGUCCCGUGCAAAAAGUUAUGUCUAG
Cryptomeria japonica (Japanese cedar) is the source of this 513-nucleotide messenger RNA. RefSeq names its product MYB31 transcription factor31-like. Lineage: Eukaryota; Viridiplantae; Streptophyta; Pinopsida; Cupressales; Cupressaceae. The record is from RefSeq and is a predicted model, not a curated record. The coding region runs from base 1 to 513 and encodes 170 amino acids. The transcript is spliced from 4 exons.